This is a messenger RNA of Tyto alba (common barn owl), 7158 nucleotides long. It is a transcript of the gene PELI2, whose product is annotated as pellino E3 ubiquitin protein ligase family member 2. Gene Ontology annotation, biological process: regulation of Toll signaling pathway; protein polyubiquitination. Gene Ontology annotation, molecular function: ubiquitin protein ligase activity; protein binding. The transcript has 6 exons. Bases 120 to 1382 code for a protein of 420 amino acids. Lineage: Eukaryota; Metazoa; Chordata; Aves; Strigiformes; Tytonidae. The record is from RefSeq and is a predicted model, not a curated record.
GCUGCCCGGCGGGCGCCGGCUCAGUGCGGGGCGCAGCGCGGAGCCCGCUCGGGACUCACCCACCCCCCCCCCCCCGCGGCGGGUGGGACGGCGGCGGCGGGUGACUUCGCGGCGGCCCCAUGUUUUCCCCUAGCCAGGAGGAGCACUGCGCGCCUAACAAGGAGCCCGUCAAGUACGGGGAGCUGGUGGUGCUGGGAUAUAAUGGAUCCCUCCCUAAUGGUGACAGAGGACGCAGGAAAAGCAGAUUUGCCCUUUAUAAGCGACCGAAGGCAAAUGGAGUUAAGCCCAGCACCGUUCACGUCAUUUCUACUCCUCAAGCAUCAAAGGCAAUCAGCUGUAAAGGUCAGCACAGUAUCUCUUACACAUUAUCCAGAAACCAGACUGUUGUAGUGGAGUAUACCCAUGAUAAAGAUACAGACAUGUUUCAGGUUGGGAGGUCAACAGAAAGCCCCAUUGACUUUGUAGUAACAGAUACUAUUUCUGGAAGUCAAAAUAAUGAUGAAACCCAGAUUACGCAAAGCACCAUAUCCCGUUUUGCGUGCAGGAUUGUUUGUGACAGGAGCCCACCAUAUACAGCAAGGAUUUUUGCAGCUGGAUUUGACUCAUCUAAAAAUAUAUUUCUUGGUGAAAAAGCAGCAAAGUGGAAAAAUCCUGAUGGCCACAUGGAUGGAUUAACAACAAACGGGGUGCUGGUCAUGCAUCCAAAAGGAGGGUUCACGGAGGAGUCCAAACCUGGAGUUUGGCGGGAAAUCUCGGUCUGUGGUGAUGUGUACACUCUCCGGGAAACCAGAUCUGCUCAACAAAGGGGGAAACUGGUAGAAAAUGAGACCAACGUCCUCCAAGAUGGCUCUCUCAUUGACCUGUGUGGAGCCACCCUUCUGUGGAGAACGGCAGAUGGACUGUUUCACACUCCAACUCAGAAACACAUUGAAGCUCUGCGACAGGAGAUAAAUGCUGCCAGACCACAGUGUCCUGUUGGGUUAAACACUUUAGCAUUUCCCAGCAUCAACCGUAAAGAUGUGGUAGAAGAGAAGCAGCCUUGGGCAUACCUCAGCUGUGGUCAUGUUCAUGGCUAUCACAACUGGGGACAUCGCAGUGACACAGAAGCCAAUGAGCGGGAAUGCCCUAUGUGCAGAACCAUUGGCCCCUAUGUGCCUCUUUGGCUCGGUUGUGAAGCAGGCUUUUAUGUGGAUGCUGGUCCUCCAACUCAUGCUUUCACCCCUUGCGGACAUGUGUGCUCUGAGAAGUCUGCAAAAUACUGGUCUCAAAUCCCACUGCCUCAUGGUACUCAUGCAUUUCAUGCUGCCUGCCCUUUUUGUGCAACACAACUGUCUGGGGAACACAACUGCGUCAAGCUAAUUUUUCAGGGUCCAAUUGACUGAUAUCACUUUGCAGCGACCACAAUAACAUUUUCUUUAACAAUUUACUGUGAAGAUUUUGCCACUAACUCUAGAUUUUACCUUUUUUUAUAAUGUUAUUAGUAGGGUGGUAGGGUGGGGAUGGGGAACCGACAAGGAAAUAGUGAGGGACUGUGGUGGAAUUGGGAUACAUUGAUACCUGGAACUUGACAGAUAUCAGUGGUGUUGCAUGCUCAAAAGCAGCAUAUUCAUGAAGUCUUCUUGGUCAAAUUGUAGUAUAUUUGUAAUCUUUUUAUUAGUACCCUGGAUCAGAAAAAGGUGUCUUAAUGAUUUUUUUUAAGCUAAGAUUUUUUAAUGAGAGGUUUUUUCUUCUAAACUUUGACAAACCUUUAAAACCUAUUUUUCAAAUCCAGAAGGAACAUACAGAAUGUAACUGUCUUUAAUUUGCAAUAUAAUUUAACUUGAAUAGUUUCUCAAGGAGCUAAUACAAAAAUGUGUGGACAGCCAUAGGUGAAUGUUCACUAGAGAUAAUUGGAUAUGUAAGAGAAAAAUUAGCUGCCUAAAUUGUUGAGUAUAAAAGCUAUUAAAAUAUCUAUUAUGGUAUAUCACAGCUGGCCAAAAAGGCAUCAAGGAUUACUUGAAACUGAGGAAAUCCCAUUUGCAUUGAUUUCCUUUCAGUGUAAUAGAUAUCCACUGUUCAUUAUGUAUGGUAUAUGCCUGACUUUUUUUAUUUUUUUUUUUUACUUUUUUUUUUUUACCUCUUUAACCUGCAUCUGGUAAAACUGCUUUACUCUUUUACAUACAUAGUUCUGGUUUUUAAACCAAUAUUCUGUAUAUGUGUAGUCUGGCCUUUUUAUUUCUGCUUAACUUAGCUUGCCCUAACUGCUCCUUGCAUGCCCAGGACCAUUGGGUUGAUCGAGAUGUAGCGAGCCUUUAAAAACUGCAUUAAUGAAGGGGUAGUGCCGCACCAAGACAGAAGGUUUAGGUACAGCUCAUACAGAACUUAUUUACAUAGCCCUGAAUUCAGGAAAGCACUUAGUUCAUGUUUAAGUAUAAGCCCAUGGAUGGGACUGUUUAGAUUCUCAAGUGCUUCAAUGGAUUGUGGUUAUAUGCUGUUAUGUUUUGAAAUAAAAAAGCAAUUAAAAAUAAGUUAUUUUUUUUAAGCUCACUUACUAGCCAAAAUGCUGUAAGGAGAGCAUCAUUUCUAGUUCAGCUGAGUAUUUUGGUUCAGUUUUCAACUUGCUGCCAUCUGUCACCUUUUUUUUGCAGAUUGAGAUGUGUUUGUAUCCAUUUUUUUCAAAUGUUUGCAAAUCAAACAACAUUCAAAUGUAAUCAAAUAUAUGCACCAGGGUGGUACAUCUAAAGUGGUUCACUUGAAAUUCCUGACUUUUUAAGAGAGCUGAUAAAUGUUUACUAUGGAAAUAAUUAAAUCAGAAUUUCAUAUGAGAUGUACCCCGCCCACUGUUAGUUUCAUUUCAUACAGAAUGAUAACUCCUUGAUUUGUGGGUUUUUUCCUUUUGCUUUCUGUACUCUUGGUAUCUGAGGUAUCAAUCUAUCCAGGCUUAAAAAAAAAGAAAGAAAAAGAAAUUGGGAGAAAAUUAUAACAUCUCUAGAUUAAAUUGAUCAUUCAAGCUCAGUUCUGUUUAAUCAACUAUAGCUUUUUGCUAUAUUUGUGCCCUUUGUAUAAAUAUAUAAUUUAUAUGAUUUUAAUAUAUUCUGUAUAUAUAUACUUGAAUUGGCCUGUUCAUAUUUUGGUUGUAAAAUUGUUUUAUAGUUAACCUUAUAAACAUUUUACAUGUCCCUUGCUAAUGGUGAUGGGGACGUACUUUGUCUGCUGCUGUUUUUAAUAUAAUUUUGCUGUAUAAAUGUUCAGCAUUUGACUAAUUUGAAAAUAGCUUUACUUUUCUUUUUAUGCUUUUGCUGUUAAAAAAUUUUCUGCAACGUUUUCUCCAAAAAUCCCAAACUGUACAGUUUUUGUCCCACUGAGUGAUUGGAAAUAAGAUGAAUCUUGUUAACCUAAAACUAUAUUGCUUCUUCCUAGUGCCUUUUCAAUGAGAUCCUCUCGUGAUUCUGUAUUCCAAGUCCUUACUCCCACAAGACAACCUUGUGGCUAAUCUUCAAGAGUGGCAGCCCAGCCGGAUUGGGAAGAAACGCCUUUGGCCUUCAGUUCCUUGUCAUGGUCUCUGUCAUAAACGUGAAGGUGCCUCUUCCUUGUUUAUGUUCAGUACAAGUUCCUCAGGUCCCAUAUGCAUACUGCAGCAUUAUUUCUAUUUAGCAUAUACCUCAUCUGUGAGAGGCAGUCUCACCUCCACCUCGUUCUUACUGGACUCUGAAAUACUUCACUUUGUUGCUCACACGGGAUGCUGUGAAAACACUUUCAGAACGUGUUCCUUGUUGAAUUAAGGCCACGAGCUGUGUGCUGGGGCUGGUGGCCAGAGGUCUGGAGCUCUGUGUACGACAGCUUCGCGGGUCUGGGGUGGCAGCUGUACUGCUGAGCUGACCAGGACUUGCAUGUGUAGUCUCCCACUGUAAGCCUGCAGGUUCCCAGGCAUCUCUGUUCUCGAGCUGCUUUACUUUCUUCCUUCGCUGUUGCAGUUUAAUGGCUGCUUCAGGACUUCAUAUAGCUGUGCCCUGAGCAAAGGGCCUGUGCUUUGUUAGAAGAAUCCUCACUGGAAGCACUAGCACAUCCUCUGGUUGGGGUGCGUUUGGUUUGCAUGAAGUGGAAGACUGGCUAAUGGUUUGUGUCUGAGGGAAGUGUCCGUUUGAAAAGACCUGUUUCAAGCGAGAUUUUUGUUUCUUUCACUGUCGGCAAUUCUGCAAGAAGUACUGCAGGAAGGAGAACUCUCCUCUUAUCUGGGAAACAAGCUUCCACGGUUCUUUUGCAUGAAUCCAGGUACUUUGCCUUUAACCUGUAUUCAAAUCUGGGUUGAGUCCCACAGAGCUGGAUUUACUGGGAAGGCAGAAGACUUUGUAGCAUUAUUUUUCUCAAACGCUACUGCCACAUAUGCUGCUCUAAUGAAAUCAUGGACCAUUUGGCUGCUUAGCCCUUUUUUCCUUCCCUCAUCUCAGUAAAUGUACACCUUCACUGGUCUGGUAACUUGACAGGAGAAAGUAGUUUCUGGAUCAAUAUGACUGGUUUUGUUAGGAGUGAGUAAACUUGAGAACCACCCUUUAACUUUGUUUUGAGAGUUUAUUUCAUGAUUUGAGUGUUACGAUAUUUCUUACGUACCAUUUCAAAUGCUGGCAGUGUAUUCUGCAAGGCUUUUAUUAACCUGUUACUGCUGAUUCUAUUUAAAUGUUUCAAAACCAGUUUUGACUGCGUAACUUACAGUUAAAAGUAUUUUUCUAGUAUGAUCUUCAAAGAAAAAAAAAAAUCUGCUAUACCCAUGCAUGCUGGAACUGUAACACUUCCCUUUUUCCUGGCAGCUUUUUGAUAGAGUGCUGAAGUCUAAAUAGAUGACGGAGUGGUAAGCGUUGUUCUUAUUUUGAAUCGCGGUCCAAGUUGUACAAAAGAGUUAGCAUGAUACUGUGUUUUAGUCACAAAUUUUUUUUCAAGUUUGGUCACUUUGUGCCUCAGGGUACAGUAGUAGUACUGUACUGGCAGAGUAUUUAAAGGAGGAAAUUAUUUUUUUUUUUUUUUUGUAAGGCUGGGAAUGGAGCUCAGAAGUGAUGAAAGCCAUUGUCAGGCUGGUUCCAGUAGGGACAGACCCACCUUGAAGCAAAGGAACUGAUCAGAAAAGUGAUUGUAGCUGUUCCCUCUUUCAGACCUGGUUUAUGCUCUUAAAAGGAUUCUCCUUGGUUCAUUAGGAAGCUCUGCGAUGACAGGAAAGAUCUUCCCAACAAAACACUCUUUUUUAAUGGCAGUUUGUGGAAUUUGAGGGCUCCGCUUCAGAGCCUGAGCGAGGAGCAGAGGUGCUGAGCAUACCGUAGGGAGAAACUGCAAUAGUCUCUGAACAGAACUCACCUUCUAACUCCAUGCACCACCCAAAAGAAACUGUUGGUUGUAACUCUCCCUUUAGUGCUGUUGCAGUAGCUGAUUGCUUUGCUCACCAUUUUUUUUUAGUUUUCUGGAAGUGGAAGGAAGCUUUGCCAAGCCUGUCAUGUUUCUGUUCAUCCAGCUCAUGGUCCUGACACUUUUCUGGGGUCAGAGAACUGUUGGUAGUGAUCUGGCCAUCAUGAGAACUGAGAGGGGCAUUUAAAUAUGGUUUUAGUGCGGUAGGAAAACUGACCUGGCUUGACUCCUGCUCUUGCUUUUAAAGUAGAGCUGCAAAUACGCUUUUGAAAUGAGCUGUGCUUGUCCAUUCUUUGUAAAGGAACGCUCGGUCACGGGUGGUUAAGUCUUAUUUUCCCUGAGCCUUGUUAACAUGCAGUGUUGGACGAGAAGGGGACUUGGCAGGUAGGGUGAUGGGAACAGAUAGGAACCAGAAAUCUGUUAGGUGCUUGAGCCGCAUGGGUGCGGACAGCCCAGCGAUUCUGCAGUAUUCUGGCCAAGGAUUCCUCCUCCUCCUCGUUUGCUCAGUUUUCAGCCUCUUGUAAGUUCUUGGCUCCUCUCAUUUUCUAUUUAUCCAUGUAGCUGCAGGUAAACAAGUAAAUAUAGCAUGGAAAGGAAACAAGGAAGAGAAUUAGAGAGAUACCUUCGGGCUUGCUUAUCUCUUCAAGGAAAAUAUAAAUUGGAGUUGCAAAUGUCUUUUACAGACUUUCUUGUUAUACUGAUUUUUAUAAGCACUCUUCACAAGUCUUCACACUUGGUGUUGUGAAUUAAAAGGCAAAACUUAGAAAGUAAGGCUGUUUUUGGGGGGGUGGAGGGUGGAGAGGGGGGUAGUUUCUAGGAUGAAGUCGCAGUAGUUCUGCAGGCCCUGUGCAAACCGUGUCCCACUGCCCGCAGCGGACACUUCAGUCUUGAAGGAACAGUAGAGUCAGCCUCGACAGGUGGUGAAGAUAGAGCUUCAGUUUCUGUGUUGAUCAAAGUUUUCAUUUAUUGUCAGUGGAACAAAAAUACGAAUUGCGUGAACAGCCAAACUACAGAUGAAACUGGUGGCUGUCAAGAUUUCCUUUUAAUGGGGCGUGUUUAUACUUUCCUGGUGGGCAAGCCAGUCUUCGAGUCACCUGGAAGUCCCUUCUGUUUGUGUCAUGGUGAUUAGGGAUGGGGAUCACUUUCUUCUCAGAUCAAAUACAUGAUGGAGAGCCCCUGGAAGGCUCCUUCUUGUGGCGCAACCAUAGGAAAAGUCUCGUUCACACAUUGAGCCCUGUACGAUGGAGAAGUGAUGUUUACCUUUAAAUGGUGUUAGCAGCUGCUAAAACUUCUGGGUAUAUUUGUAAAAUUGGUCUUUUAUACGCCAUGUGAGGUGGACUGAAAUAAUUUCUUCGCUCUUGUACCUGUGGAAGUACAAGCCAUUUUGCAGGGGGAAAAAAAAAAAACCAAACCAAAACAAACAAACUUAAAAAAAUAAUAAUUAAAAUACUAUCUCAGUAUUGUCACUGACUCCUUCAGUUCUUUUCCCUGCUGGUUGGUUGUCAGAGUUUAACUUUGAUUUGCAAAAACAUAUAAAUAACUUCAGAAACAACUGGUUUCUCUUACUCUUUUAUCCUCCUUCUUCUACUCCUCCACAAACAAAAGCCUAAGCCUUUGAUUGAGGAUUCUUAAGUAUUCAAGGUAGUGGAGUGUAUUCAGGUGUGAGUGCCCCGAAAUUUCUGUUAAUUCACUUCCCUGAUUUUUUAAAUUGAACUGUUUGUUUUCAAUGCCAACUGCCUUCUUGCGGUGUUAACAUAAUUGCUAAAUAAAAGCAAUUUCCAGGAAUAA